Mastomys coucha (southern multimammate mouse) is the source of this 1076-nucleotide messenger RNA. RefSeq names its product lymphocyte antigen 6 family member G6C (gene Ly6g6c). The record is from RefSeq and is a predicted model, not a curated record. The coding region runs from base 442 to 822 and encodes 126 amino acids. NCBI's taxonomy places the organism in Eukaryota, Metazoa, Chordata, Mammalia, Rodentia, Muridae. Gene Ontology annotation, cellular component: protein-containing complex; external side of plasma membrane. The transcript has 3 exons.
CUCCCAUCCCUAGGCACCCAAAGUUGUUGAUCAACUCAGGCUGUGACAGACACACUGUUCGUUUCCUGGGAACUAGCAAAAGCUAGCAUUGUGGCUGUUUAAGUCACAGAGGCUUUUCUGAUGCUCCUCCAGGGCAGGGGGGCCCUCAGCUGGGGGUCCUGAAUCCAAGAUCCAAAAUGGAGUUGCCCACGCGUGACACUUACCCUCUCCCAUCUCCCUCUCCUGUCUCCCCUCCCUACCCAGGCCCCUCUUGGACCCUUCCCACCUCUGGUCUUUCUCUUUGGUCAGCUGGGAAUAAAUUGGGAGGGAGGUGCCCACAGAGGGCAGAGGCCUAGAAGGGAGGAGCCACUGGGAUUAUAAAGACCGCUCAACUCUCAGAACUGGAUCCCUGGGAAUCUGCUGUUAGCUGCUGGAGCGGUGACCAUUCUCAGGACCCUCACCAUGAAACACCUCCUGCUGCUCACCCUGUCUGCCCUACUCUACUGCUGGGUCUCAGCUGACAUUCGAUGUCACUCUUGCUACAAAGUCCCUAUGGUGGGCUGUGUGGAUCGCCAGUCCUGCCGCCUGGAGCCUGGCCACAAAUGCAUGACAACAAACGUGUACCUUGGGAAGAUGUGGAUUUUCUCUAACCUGCGCUGUGGCACACCAGAGGAGCCUUGUCGGGAGGUCUUCAACGAAACCACCCACAAGCUGGGUCUGAACUACAACACCACCUGCUGUGACAAGGAUAACUGUAACAGCCCGGCUCCACGGCCCACACCCACACUGGCCCUCAUCUCCCUCACCUCCUUGGGUGGCCUUGGCCUCUGGCUAUUGCAUUGAGAGCUGUUCCAUGGCUAUACUCUUCCCACCUUCUGAAGCCUGAGCCUUUCUCCCCGUGUCCUCAGAGCUCCGGCUUUCCAGAACCCUCUCUCCUUCUCGCCCCUGGCUUCUCUUCUGAAGAUCAUUUCUCUAGUCCUAUACCAUUUAUUUCAUGGAACUGUGCCUGAAGUGGCCUUUCUAGCCACGGCUCUGCUCCCUCACUUGUCACCCUACACUCCAUUUCCCGCCAAGUCCUUUCCCAUUUCCUUCUAGAA